This is a messenger RNA of Zingiber officinale, 1580 nucleotides long. Its product is annotated as zinc finger protein WIP3-like. The coding region runs from base 105 to 1196 and encodes 363 amino acids. The record is from RefSeq and is a predicted model, not a curated record. Gene Ontology annotation, cellular component: nucleus. Gene Ontology annotation, molecular function: DNA-binding transcription factor activity. The transcript is spliced from 4 exons. Gene Ontology annotation, biological process: anatomical structure development; regulation of gene expression. Lineage: Eukaryota; Viridiplantae; Streptophyta; Magnoliopsida; Zingiberales; Zingiberaceae.
CAAGUGCAGUUGGUGGCUGCAGCUGUAAAAGCUCCUUUAUGGUCAAAUAGCUGGAAGUUUUCUCACAGUUCAACUGUAUUUGAGUCUUGGUGGUUGAUGGAAGCAUGCAAUUGAUGAUAUUUGAUGCUCAAGUAUUCCAGGCCUUGACAAAACUAGGCCAACUCCUCCAUUUGCAUCCCCUCUUCCUGGUUCUCACUGUGCCUUUGGGGAUCGAACAUUUCUUCUUCCUCCUCCUCCUCCUCCUCCUCCACAUGGGUCUGAGGGAGUCGCUGCCCAUGGAGUACACCUCCCUUGGCUUCUUCCUCCAACCUCCUCUCCAUCAAUGGCUCCACCAACCACCACCACAACCCUCCUCUUCCUUCACACAGGUGCAACCCCAUGAAGCAGAGUGCUUGCCUCUACUGAGCCAGCUCGAGGAGCCCGCAGAGAAGAAGACUACCAUGAAAGAAGAGAGUACUAAUUACUGCUAUGACGAAGAUGUGGCCUUGAAUAUCGGCUUGCCUGGUACUGCUGCUGCGGCUGUGGAGGAGGAGGAGGAGGUGGAAGAGAGCAGCAUGAUCUGUGAUCAGAAAGAAGAACGGAUAGCCAUGAAGGAGGCAGCAUCAGGCCUUCAUGGAUUAAUUAGCAGCAGCAGGUAUUGGAUCCCUACUCCAGCUCAAAUUCUCAUUGGCCCUGAGCAGUUCGCUUGCUCUGUCUGCAACAAGUCCUUCAAUAGGUAUAACAAUUUGCAGAUGCACAUGUGGGGGCACGGGCCGGAGUACAGGAAGGGGAGGGAGUUGCUGAAGGGAGGGUCGGCGGCGGUGGCGGAGGCAGGGGUGGUGCUGAUGAAGUUGCCGUGCUACUGCUGUGCAGUCGGGUGCAAGAACAGCGUGGGGCACCCGCGGGCGCGGCCGCUGAAGGACUUCCGGACGCUGCAGACGCACUACAAGCGCAAGCACGUGGCGGCGCGCUGCUUCGGCUGUCGCAAGUGCGGGAAGGCCUUUGCGGUGCGCGGCGACUGGCGCACCCACGAGAAGAACUGCGGCCGCCUCUGGAGCUGCUCCUGCGGCUCCUGGUUCCGCCACAAGCGGUCCCUCAACGACCACGUCCGCUCCUUCGGCGCCGGCCAUGACGCCGCCGCCGCCGCCACCACCUUCGCCACUGCUAAUUCUGUCGCUGCGACGACCGCAAGAAGCGGUGAUGAUCGUGAAGACUAAUUCACGCUCAGUAAUUAAUCAGUUAAAUCUCUCGAUGGAGAGACCAUCGAAUCGUAUAGGAUUAAUCUAAGGCAUGGGUGUCGAUCUAGUGCUCAAGAACAAAAAAUUCUCGACAGAAGGGAGUUGUUUGUUGCGGAGCACGCGAUCUAGUAGGUUGAAUGAUGUUAUUGAACGACAUUAAUGAUGGUAUCAGUAUGGUUCGUGGAUGACAAAGAUGGUCGUGCAGUUGACUGACUGAUUGAUUGAUAAAUGUCCUUGAGGAUUCAUUAGGAAUUAAUCCACCAUGCAUGAACCUUUAGUUUUGAAAAUAUAACGAAGAAAACGUGUACGAUAUGCACAUGCGACCUGUUUUAAGAAUUUUAAUAAAUUGCCGACGUCCUCGCA